AUGCCUCCAAAAUAUGAACAACAUUAUCGAGAAGAGUGGGAGAAGAUGAGUGAGUUUAAACAAUGGCUUACACGAGCUAAAGAAGAUUCGACCAAAGCUUACUGCAAAUACUGUAAGUGCGACAUUAUAGCCAAAAUAUCCUGUCUAAAACAACACAUUGUUACAUCAAAACAUGCGAAACAUGUUGCGCCGAAAAAAAGUCAAAAAAAAAUUGAUUUUCCUAAGGUGCAUAUUCAACUAGUUACCCAAAAAGCAGAGUGUUCACUUGCAUUAUUUAUAAGUGAACAUGCAUCUACUCUAACAGUGGACCAUUUGUCCGAAAUGUGUAAAAAAACAUUUUCUGAUAGUCGAAGUGCCGAUAUUAAAUUACACCGAACGAAAUGUACCAACAUCAUUAAAUUUGCAUUGGCUCCACACUUUAUUUCACAAUUGGUUGCAGACAUAGGCCAUAAUAAGUUUAGUAUACUGGUUGACGAAUCCACAGACAUCUCAGUCACAAAAAUUCUCGGCACAUCAAUCCGAUAUUAUGACAGUUCACAUAAAAAUAUUAUCACGACAUUUUUAGGAUUGGUUGAGAUAGAAAACGGGACAGCUGAUGCUAUAGUAAACGGCCUCAAGACCCUUUUUGCAGAGCUUAAACUGAAUAUGAAAAACUUGAUAGGGAUAGGAACUGACAAUGCCAGUUCUAUGACUGGUGUCAACAACGGUGUUCACAGCUUAUUAAAAACUGAAACUGGCAAUGAAAAUCUGGUUUUGGUGCGGUGCCUUUGCCAUUCCCUGCAAUUAGCUAUCACUCAUGCGUCUGAGAAGUCACUUCCGAGAAAUAUUGAGUUUUUAAUCCGAGAAACAUAUAAUUGGUUUAGCCACUCCUCCAACCGACAGUUGUUUUACAAGGAGCUAUACAAGACCAUUAACUGUGGAAAAGAACCAUUGAAAAUAACUCAGGUAUGCAGUACGCGAUGGUUGUCUAUUGAGCCUGCUGUCCGCCGGGUUAUAGAUCAAUGGCUGGAACUAAAAUCGCAUUUCGAAAUUGUCAAACAAAAAGAAAAUUGCUAUAUGGCUGAAAUGCUUUAUUCUAUGUAUAACGAUCCUGUGAAUCAUCUGUAUCUGCUAUAUUUAUUGCCUAUUUUAGAUGAAGUGCAAAGGGUAAAUAAAAAUUUUGAAAGCAACGACCGAGACCCAACUAAACUGCUGAAUGAUUUGGUUGAACUGGUUGAAUCAGUCGCCAGAAGAAUCAUAUUGCCAACAGCGCAAAUUGAUGUGUUAACAGCUACAAAUCUUGAAAGCUAUCUAGACCCAUCUCCAUACAUGGGCUAUGGUUUCGAACUAAAGCUGACUGAAUAUGAACUUUUACCUGAAGCCGAACGUAAUCUGCGGCACCGCUGUAAGCAGUUUACACUUAAACUUAUACAAGAAAUGCGAUCAAGGUUGCCAACAAAUAUAACAAUACUACGAACAAUGAGUAUGCUUUCUGUACAAGAAACUUUAAAAGCUAUAAAACCACCGAUAAUAAAACUAGCACAAGAGUUCGGCUGCCAGGCCAAUGAAAUAGAACGUAUAGUUGUACAGUGGAUGAAUAUUCGACAUACCGACUGGGAAAAUAAGUGUUCAACUGUCGAAUUUUGGUCGGAGGUUUAUGGGUACAAAGACUCGGCGGAUAAUAAUCCAUUUUCGGAGUUAGCUUCUUUGGCCAUAUCUAUUCUUUCUUUGCCACACUCGAAUGCUGAGAUAGAACGAGUAUUCAGCCAAAUGAAUAUAGUAAAAACAAAGUUAAGAAAUCGUAUGUCACUACAUACACUGAACUCGAUCCUACACAUCAGAUAUGGCCUUAAAAGAUCAGGAAAAUGUUGUCAUUCCUAUAACGUUCCCGAAAAUGUUUUAAAACAGAUUAGAGGGAUUAAAGAGUCGCUUGUAAUGCCAAUGACUAUUGCUAUUGAAGAUGGCCCUUCAACAUCACAAGCACAAGCACACGACGAAGCUGAUUAUUUGAUUUAUAUUGAUGAUUAA
Molecule: messenger RNA, 2007 nt
Organism: Parnassius mnemosyne (clouded apollo)
Lineage: Eukaryota; Metazoa; Arthropoda; Insecta; Lepidoptera; Papilionidae
Source: the annotation of a GenBank genome assembly